Nelumbo nucifera (sacred lotus) is the source of this 3678-nucleotide messenger RNA. The record is from RefSeq and is a predicted model, not a curated record. NCBI's taxonomy places the organism in Eukaryota, Viridiplantae, Streptophyta, Magnoliopsida, Proteales, Nelumbonaceae.
UUAUCACCGUAGAAGAACAAUAAAAGCUGGACUGCUGGAAUCCAGCUCCAAAUUCUUGAGAACUUUGAUUUUUUUUUAAUAUUCACGUUUUCUUUUCCUUUUUUCGAUCUUGCUAAUAAAAAGCCCUUGGGAAAAAUCAAUUUUCCUACUUUUGUUUUUUUUGUGUGGAUUGAGCGGUCAUCGUAGCUGUGGUUUUCCUUCGCUCUGAGGAUCUGAGCUUAUUAUUCUCUCUCUCUCUCUCUCUGGUUCUCUGAAGAACAAGAAGAACCAUCGAUUUCCAGACUUUUCGAGUCUUUUAUUCCACUCUUUCCCUCGCUGCUUCAACCUCUCCUUCUAUCUCAGGCAAAGAAUGUUUUGAUUUUUCCGAUGUAUUUAAUUUUUCUAGAUCUCUCCGUGUCUGUGUGCGUUAAAUCAGAUAACCUCUAUCUAGAGUUCAACUAGUUUUGAAUAUCUUUCUUUUCUGUUCCUUUCUAAUUUUCAGCUUCCGUAUUUCAGUAAUCUUCUUUUUUCAAUUUCACAAGCUUGGUUUUUAGAGAUUAAAAGCUUCUUCAUCGGUUCUACAUCCAUCUUCGCCGCGUUAACUCUUGGGUAGUUCGUUCUCUCCGUCGCCCGCGCAUUUGCUUGUGAAUGGAGGAAAAUGGAUUUCAUACGGCGUGAGGUGGCCGGAAGAAAAUGCUAUAUUUGAAACAACCUAGCGCUAUGUUAGGGUUUCGGAGCUUGGAAUUCCGGUGAUCUUUUCUCUCGCAUGUACGUUUGAUUCUUCCCGAGCCUCAGGCUCGGGAUCCGAACCAUGGCGUCAGAAAGCGAGCCACAGGCUCGGAUCAAAGAGGAGCCAGACCCGGGUAGUGGUUAUCUGCAAAAAUUUCGAUUGUACGAGACUCAAUCGAAAUUUUAUUUGAUAGGAAGAGACAAGAGUAGAACAUUAUGGAGAGUAUUAAAGAUCGACAGAUUAGAGCCUUCUGAGCUAAAUAUUCGUGAAGACUCAACAAUUUACACAGAGGGAGAAUGCUAUGAUCUGUUGAAGCGAAUUGAUGAAGGAAACAGGUCCACUGGUGGACUUAAGUUUGUCACCAGUUGCUAUGGAAUUGUUGGAUUCAUUAAAUUUUUGGGACCUUACUACAUGCUGCUUAUCACAAAAAGAAGGCAGAUUGGUUCUAUCUGUGGCCAUACAGUAUAUUCCAUCGCCAAGAGCAAGAUGAUUCCACUUUCGAAUUCUUCUAUGCAGCCUAAUAUGGCUAAUUCUAAGAAUGAGAACAGAUACAAGAAGCUCCUGUGCACAGUGGAUCUUACAAAGGACUUCUUUUUCAGCUACUCAUACCAUGUUAUGCAUAGUCUUCAAAAGAACUUGUGUGAUCAUGAGACAGGGCAGGUAGUCUAUGAAAAAAUGUUUGUCUGGAAUGAGUUCUUGACUCGGGGAAUUCGGAAUCACCUCAAGAAUACCCUUUGGACAGUUGCAUUAGUCUAUGGUUUUUUUAAACAGGAUAAGUUUUCAAUAUCUGGGAGGGAGUUCAAGUUGACACUCAUUGCUAGGCGUUCACGUCAUUUUGCUGGCACCAGGUAUCUGAAACGAGGUGUAAAUGAGAAAGGUAGAGUAGCUAAUGAUGUUGAGACAGAACAAAUUGUUUGUGAAGAUGUUCCUGAAGGAUCUUCAACGCAAAUAAGUUCUGUUGUGCAGAACCGAGGCUCAAUACCCCUUUUCUGGUCCCAAGAAACAUCCCGCUUGAACAUUAAACCUGACAUUAUUUUGUCAAGGAAGGACCAAAAUUAUGAAGCUACCAGACUUCAUUUUGAGAAUCUUGUUAAGAGAUAUGGAAACCCAAUAAUCAUUUUGAAUUUGAUUAAGACACAUGAGAAGAAGCCCCGGGAAUCUAUACUCCGGGCCGAAUUUGCUAAUGCAAUUGAUUUUAUUAAUAAAGAUCUAUCAGAGGAUAGUCGCUUAAAGUUCCUUCAUUGGGAUCUGAAUAAACAUUCUAGGAGCAAAGCAGCAAAUGUUUUGGCUCUACUAGGCAAAGUGGCUGCAUAUGCAUUGAACUUUACAGGCUUUUUUUAUUGUCAAAUAAUGCCUACUUUGAAAACUGAAGGGUGUUUAAAGUGGCCCCACUUCAAGAAAAAUGACGUUGGUGAUAGGCCUCCUGGUGAACAUAGUAGCAACAGUGAAAACACCAACAAUUUGGUAACUAGACCCAGUAAGGAUACCGGUUAUGUUAAUGGAAAUCACAUGGUCAAGGAACCUAUGCUUCAACAAGGUGUCCUCAGGACGAAUUGUAUAGAUUGCUUGGAUCGUACAAAUGUUGCCCAAUAUGCCUAUGGUUUGGCUGCACUUGGACAUCAGCUGCAUGCACUGGGAUUUAUAGAUGCACCAAAUAUUGAUCUGGAUGCACCUUUAGCUGAUGACUUGAUGGCUUUUUAUGAGACAAUGGGUGACAUUCUUGCACUUCAGUAUGGUGGGUCUGCUGCACACAAUAAGAUAUUCUCUGAGAGAAGGGGUCAAUGGAAGGCUGCAACCCAAUCCCAGGAAUUCUUCAGAACCCUGCAACGGUACUACAGCAAUGCCUAUAUGGAUGCUGAGAAACAGGAUGCAAUAAAUGUGUUUCUGGGGCAUUUUCAACCACAACAGGGUAAACCUGCAUUGUGGGAGCUGGAUUCAGACCAGCAUUACAAUAUUGGGAGGCGGGGUUACACAUUUGCAGAUGAAAAUUCUAGGUCAUUUUUCAAAAGAUCCUUGUCUGAUGGCAACAUCCUAUGCGAAAAUAAUACACCCAUGGCAGCUACAAAUACUGGGCAGAAGAAAUUUUCUAACUCAGCAUUGCCUGAAAGAACACAAGGAGGGAGUGCCAAAGGUCUUUCUGAAUCCAUGAAAGAAAUACCAACUUGUGAAAGUGAAGUCUCAUAUUCCAGGUACACACCUUCAAUGGCUCAAAGACAGCUUUUUGUUGAUGGGCAAAGGGAUAGAUGCCUUGAAAGUGAUCAGAUUUGUUUCAAUGAAAAUGGGGAAGCAUUUAAUUUCUCAAAUUUUCUCGACCUUGAUUGGCUUUCUUCGUCAGGAAAUUCAUGUGAAGAGGAAACAUAUGAAAGGUCUGCCCUCAUUAACUCUCCAAUCGCAGGCAUGUCAUCAGAAAAUGUCAUGAGUGUUGUUACAGUGGAAACAACCCCAUCUCAAAGUGAAUAUGGAUCCAGUAUGAAGGAAAGAGAUCAGGAAGAAGCCGAUCUUUCUUAUGAUGCUACCCAGAAUUUGGACAUACUUGGUGAAUUUUCUGAUAGUUUUGUGCGGUGGGUGGCAUAUGGAGAAACACUAUGCCAUUGAUGUCCACGGUUCCAUCUUUCAAUUUUGCUGAAUCAUUAUACAUUUCCAACCCCUUCCUGAUUCAAGCGGAUCCAAGGAUGCUGCGCCUGGAGAGAAAAUUGCGAACACGGAAGAACUAAAUCUAGCGGUACCGGCAUCCUUUUUGUAAGAUAAUUUCUUAAAAAGGCCUUCGUCUUGUCUAAUUUGCUGCAUCGGUUGAUCUUCAAAAUCCCUCCUUCAGAGUCAAAUACAAAGGUACAAAGAGUAAAUAGUUAUAGUUAAUUCUUUUUGGAGCUCUCUAUUCCUUCUCUGCAAUUGACUCCAAAGUUCUCAAUCUUGUAUAUAUUAUAUAGUUAUUAUUUGCAAAACUGAGCUCCAAUUACAAUAGUGCUUUA